Molecule: messenger RNA, 1470 nt
Organism: Neoarius graeffei (lesser salmon catfish)
Lineage: Eukaryota; Metazoa; Chordata; Actinopteri; Siluriformes; Ariidae
Gene: soul3
Product: heme-binding protein soul3
Exons: 5
Coding region: 223-1023 (266 amino acids)
Source: RefSeq, a predicted model, not a curated record
AAGCAUGAAGCGCAGGUGAUCAGGAGACGCGUCUCGCGCGCGCCGAGUCCGGAAGUAGUCGUUGCUAAGAGAGUUAUUUAGAAGAACAAGCGGAAGAAAAACAAAAACAACGUGUUGUUAAAACCGCGCUUUCAGUCUCGAGCUCCUGUUGCAUGACGGCAAGCAUAAAGUUCACUCCUCAGACACGGUAAGAGAGAAACCUGACCGGCGACUGAUGUGAUCAUGGACAGCUGUGGAGGAGGAAGGGGUCAGGGGUCAAGACCUCAGCAUGGCAUGAUCACACUCGAAGAUCUGGAGUCUUUCUCCGGAGAUCAGCUCUCAGACUCGGGUUCAGGCAGUGCUGAAGAGGAGACAGAGGAGGAGGAAGAGGAGGACAGACUGCUGGCUUACUGGCAGGAGGUCGCCAGAGGACACCGAGUAGAAGUACCGAGAGAUAUGGCAGAACCCAUUCAUCAGCUAACGACCAAUAAUAACGGCACACACCAGCGAGAGACGGUUCCCUUCACACUCCUCUCAUGCAAGAAGAAGUGUGGGGACGUAGUUUAUGAGAAGCACUACGACAAAGCACACUGGGCCUGCAUCACGAUCAAAGAGGACACGUAUGAACAGAGCAUCUGCUACGGCUUCAUGAAGAUCAUGAAAUACAUUUGCCAGCAGAAUUCUUUGGGCAUUUAUCUGGGCAUGACCAUACCCAUCCUGACAGUGGUGCAUACAGAGGAGGCAAACACACGCUUGUCUAGAGCCAUCACUAUAGCAUAUCAUCUGCCCUCCAACCACCAGACUCUGCCACCACAGCCUCUUGACCCCGACGUAGUGAUUGAGACAUGGCCUGACAUGACCGUCUACAGCAGGGCCUUCACAGGUGAUACGAACGAGACGACCCUCAUGACUCAGAGAAACGCUCUGGCAGAAAUACUGGAUUCUCCCGGGCUGUACGUCACCAGCUCCUUCAUCAUAGCUGCCUACAGCAACCCUGCAAGUGCACACCGUGUAAACGAGAUAUGGUUCAUUCAAAGGCAGUGAAGGGUUUCCCCAUGGAAGCAUCGGUCCCUGCACCUGCUUAGUUGCUCUAAUCUACAGCUUGAACAAGCACAUUGUCCUGAGUGAAACACCCACACAGAGCAGUGUUGCUAUUUCUGAAUAAUAACUCCGAGGCGUACCCAAAAAUGCCGAGUUCCUUUAUGCAAAAUGAUAUGUAAAUGUUGGCCUGGCAGCUUGUGUUACUCAGUUAAACCAAUGUUCUCUCUUUUUUUACUGAAAUAAAAUCUUAUCCUAGAACUUAUUAAAAAUAAAAUUAAGGACAUACACAUGCUGCAGGUACGUCUGUGUACGAUUCCCCCCCCCAAUGUUUGCUUACUGCAGUUCCUGAGAAAAUAAAUCUUCAGUAGUGAAGAUUCAAGAUGAGCUGAAAGAAAAAUUGAAGUCUUUAAAGAUUUCUUAAUUGCAAAUAAAAGCUUGUUUUAUUCUUAA